AUGUACAACAGUAAUUCAUCCAACAUUCCCGGAUUGGGAGAACUUCUGAAAACUAGUGGUAGAGUAAUUCUACCAUCUGAGCAUGAAAGAGAAGAGGUGAUCUCUGAAAAUUCUUUGGUCGAAAAAUACUUGAACGGGGCUCCAGCCGCGACGGCUCUGAAUGCUAAUCAUGAGAAGCAAGAAGGGGGGAGGCUUCACAGACAACGGCUGAUGGUUGUGGCUAACAGGUUACCCGUCUCUGCUGUUAGGGAAGGUGAAGAUUCAUGGUCUUUGGAGAUAAGUCCUGGCGGUCUGGUCAGUGCCCUUUCAGGUGUAAAUGAUAUUGAGGCAAGGUGGAUUGGAUGGGCUGGGGUAAAUGUGCCAGAUGAUAUUGGACAGAAGUCACUUACUAAAGCUCUAGCUGAAAAGAAAUGUAUUCCCGUCUUCCUUGAUGAGGAGCUUGUUCAUCAAUAUUACAAUGGCUUUUGCAACAAUAUUUUAUGGCCUCUAUUCCAUUACCUUGGGUUUCCACAAGAAGAUCGGACCUCCACUCGGAGUUUCCAGUCGCAGUUUUCGGCAUAUAGGAAGGCGAAUCAAAUGUUUGCAGAUGUAGUAAAGGCGCACUAUGAAGAGGGUGAUGUUGUUUGGUGCCAUGACUACCAUCUUAUGUUUCUUCCGAAGUACUUGAAGGACUUUAACAGUAAGAUGAAAGUCGGUUGGUUUCUCCACACUUCCUUUCCUUCCUCUGAAAUUCAUAGGACACUGCCAUCAAGAUCAGAGCUCCUGCGCUCAGUUCUUGCAGCUGAUUUAGUCGGUUUUCAUACAUACGAAUUUGCAAGAAAUUUUGUCGAUUCUUGCACUCACAUUCUUGGGCUCAAGGCGACUACUGAAGGACUUCGGGAUGAAGGGAGGAUUACUCGAGUGGCUGUGUUUCCUAUUGGAAUAGACCCGGAUCGCUUCACACGAACGCUUGAAGAUCCCAAAGUCCAAGAACAUAUUACGGAGCUGAGAGAAAAAUUUGCGGGUCGAAAGGUGAUAUUGGGUGUUGAUCGACUUGAUAUGAUCAAAGGAAUCCCUCAAAAGAUACUGGCGUUUGAAAAGUUUCUUGAGGAAAACCCAAAUUGGCGAGACAAAGUGAUUUUGCUGCAAAUUGCUGUGCCAUCAAGAACAGACGUUCCCGAAUAUCAAAAGCUUACAAGUCAGGUUCAUGAGAUUGUUGGACGAAUCAAUGGCAGAUUUGGAAGUUUGACCUCUGUCCCGAUACAUCACCUGGAUCGUUCUGUCGGCUUCCAAGCAUUAUGUGCACUAUAUGCUGUUUCUGACGUAGCACUUAUCACAUCCCUGAGGGACGGUAUGAAUCUCGUAUGUUAUGAAUUUGUGGCAUGCCAAAAUGCAAAGAAAGGGGUCCUCAUCCUUAGUGAGUUUGCUGGUGCCGCACAGUCUAUAGGCGCCGGAGCAAUUUUAGUGAACCCAUGGAACAGUUCAGAAGUUUCCAAUUCAAUUUUCCAGGCAUUGAAUAUGUCCUGGGAAGAAAGAGAGAAGCGACAAAAGCUUAACUUCGCAUAUGUGAGAACCCAUACUUCUCAGAAAUGGGCCAAUGCGUUUGUAAGUGAGCUGAACGACACUGUUGUCGAGGCGCAAUUAAAAACGAGACAGGUGCUACCACUAGUUCCAAAUCGUGAACCAGUUCAACGUUACUUGCAAGCAAAUAAUCGAUUGCUCAUAUUGGGAUUCAAUGCGACUUUAACUGAACCAGUGGACGAACCUGAGAGACGAAGUGAUCAAAACAAAGAAAUGGAACUUAAACUACAUCCGGGUUUGAAAGAGCCCUUGACAGCGCUUUGCAAUGAGCCUAACACAACUAUUGUUGUACUCAGUGGGAGUGACAGGGCUGCCUUAGGUGAAAACUUUGGGGAGCUUAACCUGUGGCUCGCAGCUGAAAAUGGAAUGUUUUUACGGCCUGCAAAUGGAGAAUGGAAGCCAAUGAUGCCUGAACACUUGAAUAUGGAAUGGCUUAAAAGUGUGAAGGAUGUAUUUGAGUUUUUCACAGAGAGGACGCCCCGAUCACAUUUUGAACUUCGUGAAACUUCCAUCGUGUGGAAUUACAAAUAUUCAGAUGCCAAGUUUGGAAGACUGCAAGCAAGAGAUAUGUUGCACCAUCUCUGGACUGGUCCAAUUUCUAAGGCAGCUGUUGAUGUUAUUCAAGGUAGCCAUUCUGUAGAGGUGCGAGCAGUUGGUGUCACAAAGGGUGCAGCAAUUGACCGUAUAUUGCGAGAGAUUGUUCAGAGUAAAUCCAUGACAUCCCCCAUUGAUUAUGUACUUUGCGUUGGGCACCUUCUUGGCAAGGAUGAAGAUGUGUACACCUUUUUCGAGCCCGAUCUCCCGACUGACAUUUCUGGGAAUGCAAGGUGGCCAUGUCCAGAAAAGAUUCAAUCGAAUGUACUUGAUCUCAAGGAGAACUACUACUCUUGUUCAGUUGGGACGACUCGGACAAAUGCUCGUUAUUUACUUCAGUCGUCGGAUGAAGUGGUCUCAUUUCUGAAGGAAUUGGCUUCUGCAUCUUCAGAUUGA
Molecule: messenger RNA, 2550 nt
Organism: Argentina anserina (silverweed cinquefoil)
Lineage: Eukaryota; Viridiplantae; Streptophyta; Magnoliopsida; Rosales; Rosaceae
Product: alpha,alpha-trehalose-phosphate synthase [UDP-forming] 1-like
Exons: 17
Coding region: 1-2550 (849 amino acids)
Biological process (GO): trehalose biosynthetic process
Cellular component (GO): cytosol
Molecular function (GO): alpha,alpha-trehalose-phosphate synthase (UDP-forming) activity; trehalose-phosphatase activity
Source: RefSeq, a predicted model, not a curated record